Molecule: messenger RNA, 7192 nt
Organism: Paramuricea clavata
Lineage: Eukaryota; Metazoa; Cnidaria; Anthozoa; Malacalcyonacea; Plexauridae
Source: the annotation of a GenBank genome assembly
UGGAAGCACUGUUGACAGGCUCACUGUUUUGACAACUUCUCAAUCAUUUUGAUUUUAUUUGCUCAUCUGCAAAAAUUACACUUCCUUUUUCUUCUAAAUCGCUUCAGCGCAACCGGAGAAAACUAUUUCUGGUACUUAAGACUCCUUUUCUUCUAGUUUUCUCACGAACACCGCCUUUUUCGCCUUGCCUAAGGUAUGUUUUAUCCUCAAACAGCAAUUUUUGUUUACAUCGUACGUCAAUAUCAUCGUCUUUGUUGAAAUCCUUGUAGAAUCGGCGAAUUUGUGCGAUUCACGUCUUCGGGCUGUAUAAUAUCAACAGGAAACAUCGAAAUAUUUGAUCAAGGUAUGUUGUAAACUUUGUACAGCACUUAAAUUUCCUGAAUUGCUCUUGAACUACGACUUUGCAUUCGGUUUGACAGGAUAUAAACAAUUUUUAUGAUAAUUUGUAUUAAUAUACAGUAACACACAAACUUUAUACCGUAGUGGCAUAUCGUCCCUGCUAUUUUAACAAUAACACAACAGCAUUUCUAUGCGAACUCUAUAAAAAUGGACAAUGUCUGAUACACGAAUAUUUGCGAUAAGAUAUUUCGCAAGAUAGGGGGUAUAUGGGUCGCUGUUAAAUACUUAAAUACUAUUGAUUAUAUAUUAAAGUCACAGAGAAAUCCUAUUUGAGAGAUUAAUCUGGUGAAGAGUAGGCCUCUGAAAUUGAAUAUAAAUGCUGUUGUAGAAUUUGUAGCUAGGCAUAAUUUUACAGUGCAGUUUUAGACUUGAAAUGCAUUCCAGCAUAUUCCACUCAAUUAUUUGGGCAAUUGAACAUUUCCUGUAGACGUGUAAGAUUCCUGAAAUACAUCAAUUGCAAAUGAAGGUGAGGCGUGCAUAAAUUAAACAUUUGUUCAUUAUUUCAAACUUGAUGUUUAUUGGAUGAAAGUUGACCUUUCUAGGGUUGAACUUUGUUGUCGCUAAGGUAAAACUUUACAAUGAUAAUGCAAGAUUGUUUAUGUUGUACUAUAAAAUAAAAUUCACAAUGUUCAGUCUCUGUACUCUACAUUAAAUAAGUAUAUUGAUACCAUCUCACUCAGAAAUACAGUAUAUGAUGCAUGUGCACAAAUCCUGCCUGGCAUGAUCUACUACUGGUGGGGUGCAGGGGGGUUGCACCCCCAAGUGGUGUCCAGCACCAGAGGGCUUUACAGUCAACUCGGCCCACUAACCAACUCGGCCAUUGACCGUUCAAGGACCAACUCCGCCCGCUUGUAAACUGACUAAUCUAACCAUUAAACAAGCUAGGAACCAUGACUGUGUUCUAUCUUUGCAAACUUUGAGAGAGAUUUGAAUGAUCAGUAAUUUAGUAUCAAAACGGACAGAUCGAGAAUUUGAAACUUCGAUAGAUUCUUUAAUUAAAUUAAGUCAAAUUGGAUGUUCUCAAACUUUACUCAUCUGUACGCCCAAUGCAACUGCAAAUGGCUGUAUUGGUUUGGUGCUAUCUUUUGUAAAAUAUUAGCUUUCCCAAUAUGUCAAACAGUAGUUAACAAUUGGGCCAAGAUGGUAUGGGCCGAGUUGGUCAGUGGGCCGAGUUGACCAGCUUCCCACCAGAGGCUGUGGAAGCAUUUCGAAAGUGAGAGACACUGACUAGAAAGGGCACUUGAGUCAGCAAACAUUCUAAAUAUGUUAGAUGUGUCCUAUUACAUUAGGUCUAGAGAUUUGGUUCAACAUACAGCCUCAGAUGUUAUACAUAUACUCUAAUGGCUCUCCUAUGCUGAACAUGAACACAUUAACCACAAAUUUAACAAGAACACUUUUUAUUAACAAAGGCUUAAAGGGGCAUUUAUAAUUCCUCUUUAAUUGCUGGAAAAAAGGGCACUUUUAAUUAGGGAUCCACCCAAAAAAUAUUUUAACCAAUAACUGGGUUUUGAGCGAAGGCCCUUCAUCGGAAAAUCACUAUUCUAGGGAAGUCACAUACUGACAGAAGGCCUUGAAAUCUCCAAGUUCUGCAUGUAUUUUUUAGGUAGUUGUAUCUUGUUUGAGAUAAUAAGUUAGUUUAGGAACUCUUGGGGCAUUUAGAGUCAUUAAUAGUUGAUGAGAGUUGCUUGGAAGGACACAUGUUCGGCCAAAACAAAAUAUGGUUGGACAUUUAUCAACUUUUCUCAGACAAUAAACAAAGUAAAAUGUUUCGUAUCUUUUUGAGCACGACAUACAUAGGUCUCACUUCAGCUAAUUAAUUUUCUGAAGCGUUCUCUGAUCGUAAAAUUUCUUUAAACACAAGCUUUCGAUUGCCAGUCUGCAGUCUUCGACAGAUAAAGUGAUACUAAAUUAUAGCUAACUUUACCUAUCGAAGACUGGCAGUCGAAAGCUUGUGUUUAAAGAAAUUUUACGAUCAGAGAAUGUUUCAGAAACUUUAUUAUAAAUCCUGGUCGCGCAUCUAGCAAUUUUAGAGUAUUAGGGAUUUUUCAGUUGGCCAUGUUCUUAGCAAGUGCCCUAAUGUGAAUUCAAAUGUCUAAUAUAAAAAAAUAUUUUUUGACACAUUUUUGCUAAUGAAAUGAAAGAUUGAUAAACAGCAGUUUCCACAUCAUUUCUUACUGUAGUAAGCUGUAACAUAUGACAUGGUACAAGUUAUAACCUAAACCAUAAUUUACUGAUGCAUUAGGACUGGUGGGUAAUUAUACUCAGUUGUAAAUGCUUUAUUGUAGUGUGGACUAAUAAGUGGUCUUCGUAGAGUGGAACAGGUAAAACAGGUUUUUCAACAGGUAUAAGCGUCAAGCCGCACCUAGAAACAUCUAGGGGAACUGGAGUGUAUACCCACAAAAUCUGAAGUCUCUGAAUUCGAAAUGGCGGUAAUCUGAGUGGUCAUUGAAACAGUAAAUUUUACCGGUUACCGCCUGAUAAGGAGAUACUUCGUCUGUGCUUUGAAGGUGAAUUGAAGCUCUCAUCCACGUUUGACUGGGUCCUUACUUUUCUUACGUUUCAGAAGCGAAAACAUGAAUCCAGUGCGCGUUUGGGGAAACGGCUGUUAUGAUGUGUUUCAUUUUGGACACGCGAACUUCAUACGACAGGCAAAGCUGAUGGGUGAUGUUAUGAUCGCAGGAGUACAUGGCGAUGCUGAUAUCAUGCAGAAUAAAGGCAAACCUGUCAUGGAUGAGGUGGAACGUGCUCGGAUGAUUUCUGCUGUUAGAUGGGUUGAUGAAAUUGAAGAGAAUAUCCCUUAUGGCAACGUACUCAAGACCCUCGAUGACUACAACUGCGAUUUCUGUGUGCACGGUGACGACAUUGCCCGCGACGCCAACGGCAACGACAUCUACCAAGAGUGCAAGGAGAAAAAUCGUUUCCGAGAAUGCAAGAGAACCGAGGGAAUUUCCACGACUGAACUUAUAGACCGAAUUCUUCUAGGCACCGACAUGAACUUCUUCGGACCCGAGUUUACAAGGAAGGGUAGCAAGAUAAAAUCCAGAAUAAUGCCCCAAGAAUACUACGAGCAGAAAAUUAAAGAGUUUACUCCUCCGAAUUUGUUUCCAAAGGAAGGUGAUACAAUUCUCUAUACACAAGGAGUAUUUGAUCUGAUGCAUUCAGGUCAUGUCGAUUACUUGGAGAAAUGUAAGAAAUCCGGAAAAAAUGGCUUCCUUAUUGUUGGCAUUCUCGGUGAUGAAGAAGUGAAUCGUAUUUAUGGAACCUAUCCAAUCACAAAUGCUUACGAGAGGGCACUGGCUCUCCUCUCCUGUCGUUAUGUUGACCAAGUUAUCAUUGGAGUAUCGUUUUAUGUCACUGAAGAAAUUAUUACAAAACACAAGGUAAUUAUAGGGACAAUUAGAUUACGCCGUGGACUUUGGGCUAAGAGGCUCCCAAGGCGAAAGCAAGAGUUUGUAUGUCCGAGACAACACGGACGGCUUGUGAAAUGCCUUGAUGAGAACAUUCGUAUUCUUCAACGAUUUAAAAUAAAUUGAUUAACUCAAAAUUUAUGUAAAUCAUCAUGAUUUUGUAUCAGAUAUACAAACUCCUUCACGCUCAUGAUUUCUUUCGUGUUUUCUUCAUGAAUUAUUGAGUUUCACAAUGAGUUUAAGAGGUACAAGAGAAACAUUGAUAAAGUAUAAUUUUGUAUUUAAGGUGGAUUAUGUUUGUCAUGGAAAGGUUUGGGACUGUCCUGAUGAUCCAUACGCAGUACCGAAAGAGAGAAAUAUUUACCGCGUAGUGGACAGUGGCAGUGAUAUGACCACGGAGAUGAUCAUCGAGAGAAUUGUUAGUCAUGCGUAAGUAUAACAUAGUGUAUAUACACAUAUAUAUAGUAUAUACACACUCUUCGCCUUUCUUAAGUCUGGUUUACACGAUCAAAGUUUCUGUGAUCACAGUAGGAAUUUUGCAAAGGUAAAUUCUAAGUUUUGAAGGAUUUGUAAGAAAUGUUUGAGGGAACUUACUGAGUGUUAUAAAGGAUGGUUUACACUAUCAAGGUUUCUGUGAUCACAGUAGGAAUUUUGCUUAGAUAAAUUCUAAGUUUUGAAGGAUUUGUGAGAAAUGUUUGAGGGAACUUACUGAGUGUUAUAAAGGAUGGUUUACACUAUCAAAGUCUCUGUGAUCACAGUAGGAAUUUUGCAUAGAUAAAUUCUAAGUUUUGAAGGAUUUGUAAGAAAUGUUUGAGGGAACUUACUGAGUGUUAUAAAGGAUGGUUUACACUAUCAAAGUUUCAGUGAUCACAGUAGGAAUUUUGCAUAGAUAAAUUCUAAGUUUUGAAGGAUUUGUAAGAAAUGUUUGAGGGAACUUACUGAGUGUUAUAAAGGAUGGUUUACACUAUCAAAGUUUCUGUGAUCACAGUAGGAAUUUUGCAUAGGUCAAUUCUAAGUUUUGAAGGAUUUGUAAGAAAUGUUUGAGGAAACUUACUGAGUGUUAUAAAGGAUGGUUUACACUAUCAAAGUUUCUGUGAUCACAGUAGGAAUUUUGCAUAGGUAAAUUCUAAGUUUUGAAGGAUUUGUAAGAAAUGUUUGAGGGAACUUACUGAGUGUUAUAAAGGAUGGUUUACACUAUUAAAGUUUCUGUGAUCACAGUAGGAAUUUUGCAUGGGUAAAUUCUAAGUUUUGAAGGAUUUGUAAGAAAUGUUUGAGGGAACUUACUGAGUGUUAUAAAGGAUGGUUUACACUAUCAAAGUCUCUGUGAUCACAGUAGGAAUUUUGCAUUGGUAAAUUCUAAGUUUUGAAGGAUUUGUAAGAAAUGUUUGAGGGAACUUACUGAGUGUUAUAAAGGAUGGUUUACACUAUAUCAAAGUUUCUGUGAUCACAGUAGGAAUUUUGCAUGGGUAAAUUCUAAGUUUUGAAGGAUUUGUAAGAAAUGUUUGAGGGAACUUACUGAGUGUUAUAAAGGAUGGUUUACACUAUCAAAGUCUCUGUGAUCACAGUAGAAAUUUUGCAUGGGUAAAUUCUAAGUUUUGAAGGAUUUGUAAGAAAUGUUUGAGGGAUCUGACUCAGACCCCGUUUACAUGGUACCGGACGAAUUUGGGACCGGUCUGAAGUGCGUCCUUUUUCGCCUGUUUACACGCGAAUUCGUCUUGUUAGGGGGUCUCAAAUUCGUCCAGUCUGUGGUUCUCGUGUGUUUACACGGCCGAAUUUCUGACCGGUUCCAAAUUCGUCCGGUACCGUGUGAACGGGGUCUCAGUGUUUAACAUUCAGCUCCCUCUUACGUAUGCCCUGAUUACCGUGUACUGAAAGCCCCGUUUACUGCAAUUUUAGGUGCGAUUUUCGGCAAUCGUUCCAUGUUUCGUGCACCAAUAUAGUAAACGUUAUGUAAUGCAUAUUAUAGUGCACUGCCUGCAAAGUCAACUGGAUACCUCCAUAUACAUGUAUACACAUCCUAACGCUAACGCUAACCCUAACCCUAACCCCUAACCUAUAUUGGUGCGCGAAACAUGGAGCGAUAACCCAAUUUUCUUCUGACGGAUGUGAACGAGUGGAUGAGUUAUGAUGGGGGUUGGGCCUGCACGCGGGCUAGAACAUUCAUGAUUCGUCUACUCGUUCACAUCCAUCAGAAGACGAAUAUCGCACUAGACAUCGCAGCAAAAUUUGCAAGUGUAAACAGACCUUUAAGAAUGAAUGUUUCCAUAUAUUGCAGGGGUAUGUACUACGUUCGAAAUACGAAGAAAUCAGAAAGUCUCUUCUCCGGACAAACACCGAGUAUUGCACCGCAGGAAUCUGUAAAUUAAUAAACAUUCUCACAUUUUAGACUGAGCAAACGAACAUGAGAAAAUUACAUGAGAAUUUAUUUACUGUCAUGCAUGAUUCGCUCAAACAAUAGUUCAGAGUUUCGACAACACAUUCAAAUGAGAAGCUUUACGUCGGGAUAACGGCCUUCUUUAUAUAUGAUCCCGCGGGACGGACGAUACCGUAAAAUGGCUGUAAUUCAACUGCAACGCUACCUUCAGGUAAACUGGCUAUCUUCAAGUCUUUGGACUGGGGGUCAAGACACGCGCGUGUUUAGUCAUGAUUGACCGCCCUGGAUUGACUGUUUGAGCGCUCUACUUCCGUUUAAUUGGAGGUCCUACUGUAAACGAUAUUACAGUCAAACACAUGUCAAAUAACGCAUUUCUUUUUAAAUAAAGUCCAUUUUACCGUAAUUUACAAUUGCAGUGUACUUACUGUAAAAGAUUACGACACAUAUCAAAUAACAGAUUUCGUCUUAAAUGCAGUCCAUUAAGGCAUUAUACUGUGACUGUAAUAUACGAUUACAGUAUACUUACUGUAAAAUGUAACAGUAUAUUAUUCGGUAAAAACCCAGAUAUUUUUAACAGUGAAGAUUACAAAAAAAAGAAAACCGAACUUUUCCCACCAAAUUUUUUGCAACAAGAAAUUCGAAAUCCAGGUAUAUUUAUUAUUUUUGGCUUUAUUAAAAAUGAUCUUGUAUAAAGUGUAAAUCCUCAUGAAAUCUCAUGCGAUUUUCGCGAGAAACGAGUUAAAAUCCUUCGAUCAAACGCAAGAAGGUUUUGUUACAUUUCUCAAUCUCGUUUGGCCAGAGGCUGAGCUUAAGUUAAAAAUGUAUGUACGUAAAUUAGUAUAGUGUCGUAGUUAGCCAAUGAUCAAUAUUUGCACAUAUACCAUGCACAAGUCAUUAAAUUAUUUCCCUUAUUUAAAAGUUGUUGGAACAGCAUUGCUACAAGUCUGCUGCAGGUUUGUUACAACUUGUGUGUUUUUACGUAGUAUUAUCAGGGCGCUAUAAAACACGGGCG